AUGGAAAGAGAUGAGUUGCUGAGCUUCUACAAUCCUCCCUUCUCAAAUUCUCUGUUUUUGAGAGGUGUUUCGGAAGGAGCAGAGAUAAGAAUCCAGAAAAAAUUUGGGUCAUAUGGACUGCUCUACAAAAGUUCUCGUCUUAAAAGCGAUGAAUCUGUCUUCCACAUUUGGUUUUAUCGCAAAUCCGACCUUUUCAAGUGUUACGAGGAAUGCCACAAUGGCUUCACAGAACAAGACGAUGUGUACACAAUCACGUAUGCGAAGGAUAAGAAAGAUGGUAUCCACCGACUAAUCAACCUCAAUCAGAUGUACGAAAUCCUCAACACGUAUAUUGGAUUUGAAAAGUGGAACUCGCAAAUUGUUAGUGUUGACCAAGAAACGGAUGGAGAAAUGUCGAUAAAUAAGGAGGGUAUUACGAGAUAUACUUUUCAAUACAAAGUGACAACAGCAAUUUCUUUUGUCGAUUUCCUGGACUUAACAAGCCGGGGAAAUGGGCGUGGGGUAUACACUGGAAAGGAUAAGGCGCUUGCCAAUAAGUUAGCUUUGAAGUUGGGAAUUUCUUGUGCAAGAAAGAACAUGUUUCGCACAUUAGGGAUUGUAUUUUUAAACACUUUGAAUGGGAAUACCGUGACAUCCAAAGCCAUUCCAGUGACAAUAAACGCAGGCAAACAAGACGACGAUGGAAUUUACCAAAUACAGUCUUGUGACGUCGACGAGAGCAAUCCAGUUAUAAUGGAUGACGAUUUGAAAGACAUUCUUGACACUCUGUGA
This is a messenger RNA of Entamoeba invadens IP1, 771 nucleotides long. RefSeq lists its product as hypothetical. The record is from RefSeq and is a predicted model, not a curated record. The transcript has a single exon. Gene Ontology annotation, cellular component: nucleolus. Lineage: Eukaryota; Evosea; Mastigamoebida; Endamoebidae. The coding region runs from base 1 to 771 and encodes 256 amino acids.